CAUAACAGUACAACAAACAUGACCCGUGGCAUCAAAACGCCGCCAUUGCUGCUUUGACACACACUCUGCUCGACUUCCUCCUGACUUGCGGUACGUUUCACAUCUUCCGUGGUCUCCCUUAGCCACUGUCCUUGCAGUCUGACGCAAACUCGCCUUUUCUGGACGACAAGAAACCCGUGUAGACGACAAAACGAUGCCUGCAACCGGUGAAAACGGCGCUCCAAAGGCGGUGGAAGAGACCAACAACGACUCUAUCGCCCCUCCCAAGGAGGUUGACGAACUGGGCAUUCCGAAGGGAGCCAAGACUUCCGAGUUUUACCGAGUCCACGAGAAGUUGCCUGCAAGAUUCGACAACCCAGACUGGUUUCAGGGAUACCGGGCCAAGGGACCUCACCCCCAGUACCGUACAUCCAACGGAGACUACGGCGGCAGGAACCCAAACGUACACACCAUGCAGACGCAGUUCCACGGAAGGUCGCAGAAGUUCUCCCAACACCUGGGGGUAUGCGGGAUGUACAGGAACCACUCGUUCAACACAUACGUCGAGAAGAGCAAAGUUAAUGGCGUGGACAAUCUCAUAACCAUGGAGGAAAAGAACAAUUUCCACAGAAGCUACAAUCCCAACGGACCUGCCAUGUUGUGAUGACGAUAUGUUUGUCGUUGUUGUUGGAGAUGUUUAUAAUUAUUAUAUCAUGUAACAACCACCUGUUCUUCCAAGUUAUGACAUUACUUGCACAAUACUGUAAAAAUGGAUUUUAAUGCAAAGGGGAGAAUGUUCACGUUGGUUUUAAGUUUGUGAUGAAGAGGUCAUCCUGAAAAACGUGAGCAUAGAUUCUAACUGAAACAUUUCCCGUUUUACAGUAUUGUAAAUGAAGUUUGCGGGGACUUAAUUUUGCGGUAGUGGAAAGAAGGACUUUUUGCGGCGGUUUUAAGUUCACGGUAGCACCAUACGCUGUAGUUUCUUAUUGCCAUGGAAAAAUGUUCGCGGUGGUUUUAAGUCCGUGGUGUAGCGGCCACCGCAAAACCGCAAACAUUAAACCACAGCAAAAGUUUCUGCAUUUACAGUAUGUCAGAUUGUCAAUGAGAUAUGUAUAUAUAAGUCACACUUUUGAAACAUUGUAAGUCACUAUAUGCAUGCAGUAAUGGUACUGUUUAUGAUGUUAUAUUUGUAUCAUUUUAUGCAAAUCAGCUGGGCAACCAAUGUUACAAACAGAUAUAUCUAAGGGACAAAACAGUGACUGUCGAUAGAAGUGUAUUUUUUCUGUAUCAAAGUAGACAAAUAAGUUUCAUAUGACUCCCCCACCCAUCAGGUGAUUAUUCGUUUCCCAAAUAGUCAUUUACCAUAGCACCAAUAGAAUAUGUCAUUAUCUGCAGUACGUGCUGUUCAAUAUAUGUCCACUAGAGGGGGUACUUGUGUAGUGUAUUCUUGAUGCACAACUCCAUUUCUAUGUUCUGUACAAUGAGAUAUGCUUUCCCCUUGUGAUUAUUGUCAGAAGAGUUACAACAUGCUGCAUAAUGUUUCAAUAUGAAAUGUGACUUUUAACUAUUCAUUAGCAACCAGCUUUUGUCAAUUUAGAUCUGACUACUGUUAUUUUGGUUAUGAAAAGUGUGAGAUGUUGUCAGUCAAAAACAUCUUAGUUACACAUGUUGGUUUGUAUAAGAUUUACUGUUGCAAUAUGUGACAUUGAUGAUAUGAAAUACACUGAAUUCUAUUCAUAAAUAUA
Branchiostoma floridae (Florida lancelet) is the source of this 1724-nucleotide messenger RNA. Its product is annotated as UPF0691 protein C9orf116 homolog. NCBI's taxonomy places the organism in Eukaryota, Metazoa, Chordata, Leptocardii, Amphioxiformes, Branchiostomatidae. Gene Ontology annotation, biological process: axoneme assembly. Bases 194 to 643 code for a protein of 149 amino acids. The record is from RefSeq and is a predicted model, not a curated record. The transcript has a single exon. Gene Ontology annotation, cellular component: axonemal microtubule.